CUCGGGGAAGCCGCUCGGCCGGGGCCCAGGAGGUGCCCUUCUCCAGCGGGGCGCUACCAGGAUGCUCCAAGCAGGAGGUGACGUCCCAGUGGGGGGGACACGAGGAGAAGGGCUGAGACACAGAGGUGCUCUCCUGCGUGAAGCAUGUUCGGGGGGAGACAGGGGGCUGCAGGUUGACCUUCCCAUCCCCUAACUCCCUCCCUGCCUAUCCCUGGUCCAUGGGUGCCCCCCUCCCCGCCCUCCCCUCCUCCCUCAACUCCAGCGCCGAGGAAGCCGAGCCGGAGGCAGUGCUGAGCCGGAUAUGCAGCGACUCCCCGCAUCCCUCCUUGGCAGAGCGCGGUGACACCGCGGCAGCCACCACGGAGAGGACACAGGACCCCCCCCUGGGCCCGCCAUGCCCCUUUGAGGGGGUGGCCUGGACCCCGAGACCCCCGCAGGGCCCCCCGCAGGGCUGCUUCGCCUGCAUCGCCAAGCCCCCAGCUCUCCGGCAAGCUUCGCCCGUCCUGUCUCCUUCUUCUGCCGUUUAUCUCAUGGAGAGCAAGAGCUGCAAAGGGGACAGCCUGCGGCCAGCGGUCCCAUGCAAGCACUCGGUGGAGAAGAAGACGAUGACCAACCCCACCACUGUCAUCGAAAUCUACCCCGACACCACCGAGGUGAAUGACUACUAUCUCUGGUCCAUCUUCAACUUUGUAUACCUCAACUUCUGCUGCCUCGGCUUCAUCGCCUUGGCCUAUUCAUUGAAAGUCCGGGAUAAGAAACUCCUCAAUGACUUAAAUGGAGCAGUUGAAGAUGCCAAGACAGCCCGGCUUUUUAACAUCACCAGCUCAGCCCUUGCCACCUUCUGUAUCAUCCUUAUCUUCAUCUUCCUGCGAUACCCUCUCACUGACUACUGAGUGAGGCCAACAGCAGCUGCUGCCGCCAAAAUGCCUCUAUGCCAGAAGUGUCUGCAGUUUCUUGUAGCAAGGACACACAAAACAAGCCAACCACUACACCUUGAUUGCCAAAAAAAAAAAGUCAAUUAAAUACAUAAAUAAAUGUUAAAUUAGUUUAUCAGCCCAGCUGAGCAUACCUUUCUUGCCCUGAAAUGGUAUGUGAACAGCUGAAGGAAAGGGUCUCACUCUUACACAUGUACAGGAAGAAAAAUAGACCAAGAAAUAUUUGUUUUAUGGCCAACAAGCUGUGUGAAAAGAGCGUGCAAAGCCCAGAGCUACGCACACUUAGUGGCAGACAGCUGCGCUCUGGGAAGCAGUGUGGUCCUGUGGAGCUGGAGACACAUGCAGUGAUGGAUGGGGAUCAUGGCAGGGCUGGCUUACAACAUAUCAGGUGUGUUCAGACCGCCCCACCACCCCCAGCUUGUGGGGGUUUCUUUUCCUUUUUUUUUCUCUUGAAUUCCAUCCACUGGUUCAAACAACUCCCAACCCCUGGAGAGCUGAAGCUGUUAGGAAGUUUAUGGUGGGGAGCCCCAAAGCCUCCAGAGAAACCCCAAAGUGUUAAAGGGCACGUUUCUCCUUGGGAUCUCCCAGCAGUGCUGAGAAGGAAGGCACCUUCUGGAGAACUCGCCUAAGCCACCUAAUUGGAGUGCUACUGUAUUUCUGUAAACAGUCAAUAAAAAGAUACCUCUGAUAUGUG
Molecule: messenger RNA, 1629 nt
Organism: Camarhynchus parvulus
Lineage: Eukaryota; Metazoa; Chordata; Aves; Passeriformes; Thraupidae
Gene: IFITM10
Product: interferon induced transmembrane protein 10
Exons: 3
Coding region: 219-893 (224 amino acids)
Cellular component (GO): plasma membrane
Source: RefSeq, a predicted model, not a curated record